AUGGAGAGAGUGAAAUGCGUGAUCCCAGACAUGAUGUACGGUGAGAAAGCGACCGGCAAAGGGAAGCCCAAAUGCAAUUCCUCUGAGGAAGUGGGGGAAUUCAUGGGAAGAGUUUCUCGAUUCCGCGCGGAAGCCGAAAGCGAACUUCGCAACUGCUCCUGCCCCCAGCCGUGUCUCCUCAGAGAAUAUCAUCUCAGCCAAGUUCCUGGUUCCAUUUCUCGCCUCACCUCGGAUCCUCACCGAAUUUUCCUUGACAUCCAAUUCCCCACCACCAAGGUGGAGACGUUCAAGGAGCAGCCAGCGACAUCUUUGGUCGAGAUCCUGUCGGAAAUCGGGGGAUGCGUCGGGGUCUGCCUCGGCCUAUCCAUUCUUACAGUAUAUGAGAUCCUGGAAGUCUCGUUCUUCUUUCUUUGUUCUCGGGUCAAAGGCUUCUAA
Molecule: messenger RNA, 435 nt
Organism: Darwinula stevensoni
Lineage: Eukaryota; Metazoa; Arthropoda; Ostracoda; Podocopida; Darwinulidae
Source: the annotation of a GenBank genome assembly